AUGACGGAUAUUUCGGAAAAACUCUCAGAAAUAGAGAGGAAUAUUCAGGAGGGCGAAACAAUGCUAACUGUGCUUCGUAGACUUCCUGAGUCUGAAGAGACCAAUGAUCAAAUUAAACGUUUUCAGGAUUUAGUGCGUCAACUUGAAGAAUACAAAGAAAGGUACAAAGCACUUCAGACUUCCCCUCUCAAUGACUUUGAACCGCAACUGGAAGCUCUUCGUGACAAACAUGAGAGAAUUAAAAUGCUCCUGGAACAGUCAGCUAUUGGGGAGUUGAAGCCGUUAUCACCAUCUGUGAAUUUGAAACCAUCGCGCGGAGAUCACGAGUCUUCCUCAUCUCUACACCUCUCGGUCGAUUCUUCACUAUCUCGUAAGGCUAUCAGUGUUGAUGCGUCCGUAGGUGGUGAGCAGCUAGCUGAUAGCUAUAGUGUUGAGCCAUCGCAAUGGCGCCUCCAUUAUGAGACUCAAAUGCGCCAGCUUUCGUCCAUGUUAUCUCAAAUCGCUCGUUUUCAGGAGAUGGUUGGUCGCCUUUCAAAUCUGGUUAUUGGUCUGGAUAUGACUGAGGCGGUAAAUCUUUUGAGCGAUGUUGGUCAGCGCUUCACGGAUGUUCACUUGAGACUUCUUUCAUUACAAUCGACUUACGAAGUAAGACUCUCAGACUCAGCUUCUAACCUCCUCCUAGCCUAUGUUAAACUUUUUCGCUACGAUCCGUAUAAGCUAGAGUUUGUCCUCUAUAAUAGUAAUGAUCCCUCCAACGAUUUCAAAGCCAAUCAACUCAAAGAUUUGCGAGGUUUCCUAAUAAGCUUAGGAAGGAGCCUGGAGGUGACUAAGGAGUGUUUCUUUACUGUCGCAAGCAUCGUCAGGAAGACUCUUCAUGAACCAAGCGUGCUUGGGAACUGGGACUAUGCUUUCGAGAUUUACGUAAGAUCUGUUGUUGUUCAAAAUGACUUCCAGGCUGAUGGCGCAUCCGCUGAUCAAACUGCUGUUGGGUUAAAUAAUCCAGUGCCACCUACACUAAGCCCAGAACCUAGUGAAUCCAGGACUUUCUCUGAGGUCUCACAAGCGGCUGAAGUUAUGCUCAAUGAAGAGGAACCAGACUAUUCAAAGAAACAGAAGUGUAUGGAGCUUACAAUAGCACAGUUGUGCAAGCAACGCGAAGCGCUUCUCAAUCAAUUGGCUGAAGCUCGUGCAAAAGCUAACGGUAGCACGUCAUCACCAAAGAACGAGUGUGGAAACACUUCAGAACCUAUUUCAAGUGCUUCAUUCUCCAACUUCGAUCGUGCUAGUAAAAAGGAUGCUUCAGCGCUGCAAGUCGCCUGGUUGUCUGACAAUGACACCGCGGUGGGUGAUCCUCUCCCGAUCCUGAAACGUCUACAGGCUCGAAAAGAACACCUUGAAGAGCUAAGAGGUGAACUUCGCUCCUUCUCUUUUCCUAACGGGGAUGAAGCGUCAUCUGGAAUGGUUACUUCAACUGCUUCCGAAGUUAGCACACAACUCUCUCUGUCUUCCAAUGCACCUCUAUCCUCAGGUGCUGCAGUUAAGGUGACACCGCCGCGCCUGCAUAAGUCGCCUCAAGCCACCGUCGCAACUUCGUCUACUGGCGUUGUCACAUCUAACCUCUCCAGUGCUGAAGCCUCUAUGCAGACCUCUUUCCCUCCGUCUGAUCCGCCAACUCCUCGUCGCAGUACCCAGAACAUCCCCUCUGUCGUCAAUAAUGAUAGUGAUGAGCCAGAGGCGACCUAUCUAGAUAACACAGAGCGCCUGUACAAGAGUAUGCGGGAGGCACGUAUCUGGCGUGAAGAGCAUCGACAAGCGCCGAUCGACUCGGCGGCCGGAGAUACGGAAGGAGACAAGACAGGUACCAACGGAAGACUAAAAAAUGGUGCACUCUCCGAGUCCACCAGUUGUAUGGACGCCACAGCAAUGGCCACUUGGGGCGGUGAUUCUGAUCGCGAGGGCAACGACAUAGAAGACGAUAUGGUGGUUGGUGGUGAAUGCGUCGAUGUUUCUGGUAUAGUUAGCUCCAGGAGCAGUCGGGCAAAUCGACAUUUUAUUGCCACUGGCAUGUGUUCAGCCAAUGACGGUGGUGGUAGUUCCACGCGUGCUUGUCUCGGAGUGCGCGCUGACCAACAAGAGUCCGGCGUGGGUCUCAGUCUGCCGCAUCUAGGUCACAGUCCCUCCCCUCACCCAGGGGGGUCGAGGACAGUCACAACAUUAGGGCUACAACAACAGCGUCAAUCUGCCCGCCCUUUUCAGUCAAAUCACCGAGAGAUGGAGGAGUCUUCCUUCGAGGAGUAUGCUCUCACAAAACCUCUCGCUGCAAAAAUAGCAAAUCUCGAGUUCAAAGUUGAGCAACUGACACAGACUUGUCGACUACUGGUUUCGGAAAAUGCUCGCCUCAGUUCGGCUCUCUCUAUGCUCUUUGCUAGUCAGCGUCUACCUUCCAUCGCCGAUGCUGCCACUUCAGAUUGGCCGGUCUCUUCGCAUAGCAGGACAGCUUUCGUCAGCUCACAACAAUCCUUUCUCCCCAUUUCUACCGGUGUUCUCUUCUCACCUGCACCAUCUUUUCGACCAUCAGAAAGUGUUAGUGGGCUCUCUUCUGCCCAGCCUCUAGUGCCAGCUCCUCUUACGCCCACUCUGCAUGCUAAAUCUUCACCAUCCCUUGAGAAAGCCUUGGACCAAAUGUUGACAGCUCAGGUGAUUGAGCAGCACUCACGUAUGAAUCAACUUCAAAAUGAUCUGCACGUUGCCCUCCAACAGCAGCAGCAACAGCAAUUUGCUGCUGAUGGCGAAGUCGUCAGCACAAGCCAACACCUGACCUCUGCCUCAGGAAUGCGAGUCUACCCGAUCUCCACGCAACCGACCUCGAUUCAGUGUACGCGUCGGGACUCCUAUCAGUCACGAGCGACUGGCUUCUCCCCAAUGAUGGCGUCACAAGUUGAUGCUGAUCCACAGUCGCGCCAACCCUCCUCCGCUCUUCCCUCCACCAAAUAUGACUGGUCGAUCCUUCAUCCGAAAUCUUAA
Hydatigera taeniaeformis is the source of this 3024-nucleotide messenger RNA. Lineage: Eukaryota; Metazoa; Platyhelminthes; Cestoda; Cyclophyllidea; Taeniidae. The record is from the annotation of a GenBank genome assembly.